CCCUUAACGGGGUCACGGGGCAGCAGUAGACAGCUUCAUGUAAAACCGUGUUUACUCUGUGGCUCCAAGUUAAAUAUAGGUUUAAAAUUAAACUUGGAUUUCUAUAAACGCCUCUCGGUAAAUUAACUGUGUCUUUUGAGACUUAACACCAUUUGACUGCGGAGAGGACAGGACCAGAACAGAGACAUGGCCAUUAAACUAUUUGUACUGGUUUGUUGGGGUUGGAUUUCGGGCUGGAUCCUGGUUUGUUCUGCUGCUUCUGACCAGAUAAACAUCACAGUUAAACCUGGAGACAACAUCACUCUGUCAUGUCGAGCUCCCAGCAGCACCAACAUCAUAGUUGUAGAGUGGAUCAGAACUGACCUGGAACCAGAAUAUGUCUUUAUGUACCGGGACGGGCGACCUGUUCUAGAGAGCCAGCAUGAGUCUUUUAAGGACCGGGUGGAGCUGGAGGACAGUGAGAUGAAGGACGGAGACGUGUCUUUGGUUCUGAGGAAUGUGACGACUGGUGACAGAGGAACAUACGAGUGUCGUGUCGUCCUAGGAAAAACAACGCGCAGGAAGAGAUAUCUAAACAAUGAGCCCAUCAGCACCAUCUACCUGGAUGUUAAACUAGGUUCCACUGGAGGACGCAACGGGGAGGAAGGAGCCAAGGAUGGAGGAGCCAAGGAUGGAGGGAACAUGGAUGGAAACAGUGGAGGACAUGUUGGACUGAUAGUUGUUCUUUCACUUUUUGUUGUGAUGGUUGUUGUUGUUGUUGUUGUUGUUUCCGUCCUCCUGAAAUAUAAAAGACACAUGAAGAAGAAUCCCCACCCUCCUCCUCCUCCUGAUGAAGAAGCAGGUGACCAACAGCUGUUAUGAAACAUAAAUCCUAACUGGGAAGUGGACUGGGUGAGUGUAUCACUGUCAUCCAAACCAUUGUCCAGACUUUCUGUGACAGCUGCAGACAAACCAGUGUUCCCAGUUCCACUGUCAUGAAGACAAUGGAAACACCAGUAGAGAUCAAAACAUUUCAAUUCAGGUGUAAAUGUUUGCACAACAGAGUCAUGGAUACAGUAACACUGUCAAUAAACCAUUUGCUAAACAGUUCAGCUUCCUGUAACACAGAGCUGAUGAUCACAGAUGACGACUGUAAUGACCCCCUCCUUGAACUGCCACCUUAUCGUGGUGGAGGGUUUGUGUGUUCAGAGGAUACUGGGAGCUGUGGUCUGGAGCAUUCAGCUCCUGGUUGCACAGUUUGGUUAUUGGGAAUGAAAAAA
Messenger RNA from Monopterus albus (swamp eel), 1259 nucleotides. RefSeq lists its product as uncharacterized. The record is from RefSeq and is a predicted model, not a curated record. The transcript is spliced from 4 exons. Gene Ontology annotation, biological process: cellular response to lipopolysaccharide; cell surface receptor signaling pathway; immune response. Lineage: Eukaryota; Metazoa; Chordata; Actinopteri; Synbranchiformes; Synbranchidae. Gene Ontology annotation, cellular component: external side of plasma membrane. Bases 187 to 861 code for a protein of 224 amino acids.